AUGGCUACCGCCCCUAUCUCCGACACCCAGCCCUCUUCCGCCCUCGUCCUCCCUUCUCCCCUCUCUUUCAGCGACACCAUUACUGAUAUCACCCCCUUCAUCCCCAUAGUUCUUGACCUCAACAGCCACAAUUACUAUCACUGGCGUCAUCUCUUUGAGAUUCACCUUGGUCGUUGCUCUCUUAUGCAUCACAUCUCCGGCGACGUGCCUCCCGCUCCUAGCGAUCCCCACUGGGUCAAGGACGAUCUUGCCAUCAUCCAGUGGUUAUACACACGCAUUUCGACCGAACUCUUCAAUCUUGUGGUCACCGAUGGCGCUUCCGCGCGUGACAUCUGGGCCGAACUUCGCCGGCUCUUCCAGUAUAACCGUGAUGCUCGGGUCUCCGCCCUCAACACGGAGCUCUGCACGAUCACGCUGGGCGACUGCCCUGUGGGCGUCUUCUGUCAGCGCAUCAAAGCGAUCGGCGACGAGCUUCGGGAGCUGGGUGAGGUGGUUGUCGAUCGUUCUCUCCUGCACGUCCUGAUGGGCGGGCUCGAUGACCGGUUUGCGCAGCAGGCGGCCCUCAUCCCUCUCCUCCGCCCGCUGCCCACGCUCGCCGAGGCCCGCUCCAUGCUUCAGAUGGAGGAGCAGAACCAGACGCGUAAGGCUGGCGUCCCGCGUCUCUUCCACGCCACCACGCGCCCUGCUGCAUCGGCUCCUGCCCCGACUCCAGCCGCGCUCUCCGGGUCGUCCUCAACACAGCCGCCCCCUGGAUGGCGCCCAAGCCCGAACUACAAGGGCAAGAACCCCAUCUAUCGUCCUCCCCAGCCGCGCUCGUCGGGGGCGUCCUCGUCCUCCUCUGCGCCGCCACCUGCAUCAUCAUCGGGCCCUGCGCCAACCCCGACCAUGCCUUCAUCGCCGUGGCGCCCUUCGCACGAUCCUUGGACCGGGCUCGUCCAAGCCUGGUCGAUGCCGUGGUCUGCGCCCUCUCCUUAUGGCGCACCUCCCGCGUACAACGUUGCCUGGGCACCACCUGGCAUGCGUCCGCAGCUCGGUGCCCCGGGCCUCCAUGGGUCGCGGCCUCCGCCGCAUGCCUACACGGCGUAUGCACCUCUCUAUCAGCCUUCGCUCCCGCCAUCAGCUUCAUCAGUGUACCACUUGUUGGGGAACGGCAUAUUUCCUUCACCACUAUGGCGGCCCCUCUACUUCACCUUGGGAUCAGGUGCCGCCGGCGCCUCCCGCUGCAUCACCAUGGGAUCCGGUGCCGCCGGCGCCUCCUGCUGCUGCCUCGUCCUCUACACCGACCGUGCCGACCUGGGACCAGGCUGCCUUUCUCGCGACCAUGAAUUCUCUUACCACCCAAGACACAGCUCCUCUCUUUCCUCCCUCCAACCUUCCCUUUUUCCUUCCAUAACAGUAGGCAAUGGUUCUUCCAUUCCUAUUACGUGCACUGGUUCUACCUCGCUCUCUCCUAACCUAUCUUUGCGUGACGUUCUUGUUGCGCCUGCUCUUAUCAAGAACCUGAUAUCUGUUCGUAAAUUCACUAUUGACAACCUUGUUUCUGUUGAGUUUGAUCCCCUGGGUGUAUCUGUGAAGGAUCAUCGCAGCAAGGAGGUGAUCGCUCGGUUCAAUAGUUCUGACGACAUGUACACUGUCCGCGGCGUCGCUUGA
Molecule: messenger RNA, 1650 nt
Organism: Aegilops tauschii subsp. strangulata
Lineage: Eukaryota; Viridiplantae; Streptophyta; Magnoliopsida; Poales; Poaceae
Source: RefSeq, a predicted model, not a curated record